GACCUUUAUAAUAAUCAAUCCAUUACUGAAUUAAUAAUUUAUUUACAUUAUUACAAAAUGUUGCGGAAAAGAGAUUCGUCCACAUUGAACGCCAUGCUGCGAGAGAAGAAGAUUCACGCCACUGAAUACUUUGGUGAAGUGGUUGAGAAAAUGAGCACUCUUCGCAAAGUGCUGGAGCAAACUGAAACGGAUCAUGCAAUGAAACCUAAAUACCCAUCAUUUGAUGGCGAUAGUCGUGUGAUUGAUUUCGUUCUUGUUUAUGACAAAACGUCAAGACGACCGUCGAAAGAAAAAGUGAACGCGUUUUUAAAACAUUUAGUCGCUGAAGGAUUCUCAACAGAAGGCGGAGAAUCAGAUGUCUAUGAACAUCUUAUAUUCAUACGAAUUCAUUGCAAUCGAAAUAAAUUGGUUAAAGCCGGUAUUAUCCUCGAUAUGAAUCUUGAAUUUCUAUCGGAACGCAAUGAAACGGUCGACGACGACGUUUUCUUCAAUUUUAAGUUCCUUUUCAAUGAUGUUACCAAACCAAAAGAACGAAGUGAUGUUUCACAACGAGCUAUGGAAGCUACCUUUAAUCGCAAACCUAAAGAUAUUACGCAAACAGAACGUAUAAUGAUAACACAUGAAUUGUUAAAAAACACGCGAUAUGGACCGGCAGAUGAUGAAAUCGGUAUAAUGUCAUUGUUUCACAAAGGUUUCCUUCACACUUGUUAUCCAUUGCAUGACGGUCCGUGGGAAUGGUCAGAAGAAGGACCAUUAAAUGACAGACAAGUUCUGAUGCAAUAUUGGGCGUCACCUUCUAACUGGUACAAACUGCAACCAAUCAACUUAGUCAGAAGAUAUUUUGGACCGGAAGUGGCCUUCUACUUUGCGUUUUUAGGAUUUUUCAACAAAAUGCUUAUUAUUCCAUCGUGUGCUGGGAUAAUAACUAUCUUCUAUGGCCUUCUUACAUAUAUAGACAGUCGAAACUAUCCAUCGCAAGAAAUCUGCAAAAGUAACAUAACUAUCUGCCCACCAUGUCAUGACAUGUCAAUUUGCUACUAUGAACGUUUGGAUAACGAAUGCUACACCUCAAAAAUAGCCUAUAUCUUAGACAACAUAUCAACUGCAGUAUAUUCAGUGUUUUGGUGCUUUUGGAGCACAAUUUUCUAUGCGAAAUGGAAGCGUCUGGAAGCUGUGCUCAUGUUUCGCUGGAACUUGAUGGAUAUUGAAAACGAAGUGAAUAUUCGUCCGGCUUAUUUGGAACGUGCAAUGCGGCAGAACGCUCUCAGACACAAAGAAGAAAAUGGAAUCAAUUAUAUCGACUUGACUGUGGAUCACACACAACGUGAGGCUAGAUAUUUGCGAAUCUUGCGAUACUGCGCUUCUGGGAUAACUAUAACCAUACUGGUUUUAUGUAUAUUUCUGGUUAUAUACUUGGCUGUCGUUGUGCGUUGGUGGGUUGGGAAAUGGAUCGGACGGUUUGAUGGACAAUUUUCUUUUCAAUGGAAAAUUUUGCUUGUAACAACUGUGGGCAAUCUAUUUGUAAUUCUAUUUGUUUGUAUUGCCGAAGAUUUGUUUCGUCCUCUGACACAUCUCGUUACUGAUUUUGAAAAUCAUCGAACUCAAGAGGAAUUUGAACAGGCUUAUGUUUACAAAUAUGCUGUGCUAUGCUUCAUUACAUCGUAUUCUUUUCUGUGUUACACUGCAUUCCUGAAAGGACGCUUCUUUUCUUAUCCUGGUCAUGAAAUGCAAUACACGCUUUUGGGUAUUCUUAAUUAUGACCUGGAAAAGAUUCACACUUCAAUGAUGUCUGUUUCAUAUCAAUGGACGAUGAUGACGUUUGGGAAAGAAACUUGGAGAUUGAUUACGCUGCAAGCUCGCCCGUGGUGGAGGAGAUAUCAAAAAACGAGGGAUUUUAGGCAAAAGACUUCUCAAAUAUGGGAGAAAGAAUAUCAACUGCAUAGUCAUGAUUAUCCAUACAUGGCAGAAGAAAAUAUGAAAGUUAUAUUACAGUAUGGUUAUUUGGUGUUGUUUCCCGGCGCAAAUCCCUUUGGUCCACUCUGUUACUUUCUCUUUAAUCUUUGGUCGCUGAGGUUUGACGCUAAGCGCACUCUGGUGCAUACUCGACGAGUUAUUCCUGUAAGAUCGGCUGGUUUUGGUCCUUUUGGGCCAUGGUUAAAGCUGAUCUUAAUGCUUACGAUACUUGGUAUGGGUACGAAUGUGUUUUGUAUUGCAUUCACUUCAAACUUUGUGCCUGGAAUGUGUCACUGGUUUAAUCCUUAUUAUACUAACUUUGUAGACUAUACAUUUUCGCAAUUUGCAUUAGAUGAUUAUCCUCUUGAAUUUGGCGAGGAGAUAAGAAAAGGAAAUGUUGGUAAUACGAGUAUAUGUUAUUAUAAAGGUAAUCGCUUUCCGCCAACAUCACCAAAGAAAUACUUUAAUACAAUUCAGCAUUGGAAUCUUGUUGCUGUACGAUUUCUAGCUGUUUUAUUAAUUCAGAGUUUUGUAAUAAUAUUCUGCGGAUUGCUGUUAUUUGCAUUGAGUACUACGCCGCAUUAUAUUAAAGAAAGUUUGAGACAUCGUGAGCAAAUGAAGGAAAAACAGCGCGACGAAAAGUUUAGAAGAGAUAAAGCAAAGACUAGCACUGGAAAUGCUGAUUUGCGGAAAGACUUUACAGUUAUUGGCUAUUGAUAUAUGCUGUGUUUAAAUUGAAUUGAAUUUAUACGUGAAACAAA
Molecule: messenger RNA, 2714 nt
Organism: Dalotia coriaria
Lineage: Eukaryota; Metazoa; Arthropoda; Insecta; Coleoptera; Staphylinidae
Product: anoctamin-3-like
Exons: 11
Coding region: 58-2670 (870 amino acids)
Biological process (GO): chloride transmembrane transport
Cellular component (GO): plasma membrane
Molecular function (GO): protein dimerization activity; chloride channel activity
Source: RefSeq, a predicted model, not a curated record